AUGAAACUCUUUUAUCCAAAUAGCAGUUGGCAGUUUAACUCCCGGGAGCUGCAUGCAAAUGCAACUUGGGUGCCUAUUAAUGCAAGGGAUGAAGAAAACAAUAGUGGACCAACCUAUGGAGAAAAACGCGAGGGGGUGCUAAAAUUCCAGAGAAAAAUAAAUGAAUUUGUGAUCAUACACAGAGACAUAAAAUAUAGCAAUAUAUUACUUGAUGAUGACUUUCAACCCAAAAUUACUGAUUUUGGUUUGGCAAGGCUUUUACCUGAGAAUCAGAGCCAUCUUAGUACUAAAUUUGCAGGGACUUUGGGAUAUACAGCUCCAGAAUAUGCAAUCCGUGGACAUCUAUUAGAGAAAGUUGACACCUACAGUUUUGGCGUUGUAGUCCUAGAGAUUGUUAGUGGGAGAAGGAGCAGUGACAUACAACUCAAGCCUGUAACUAAGUAUCUCCUUGAACAAGCCUGGAAACUGUACGAGAAUGGUGAACAUCUAGAACUGGUGGAUGAGAGUUUAGACCCCAACGAGUAUAAACCAGAAGAGGUGAAGAGAAUACUGGAGAUUGCAUUGAAGUGCACCCAAUCACCAUCGAAUCUAAGGCCGAGCAUGUCAGAAGUGGUGGUCAUGCUUUCGAGUGACGGCUCAAUCAUGCAGAGGCCCCCAAACAGGCCAACCAUCAUUGAUUUUGAGAAGAGGGUACCUGUAGACACAUCAACAACUACAGCAUCUUCCACUUCCAAUGCCACUGCUACGUUUUCUGAGUUCACAGGUCGCUAGGCUAGGCUUGUUAUGAAAUCUCUAUCUCUUUUAAUGUUGCUUGUUUGUGAAGAUACUGGGUUCAGGUUUGUAAAUUGUAAAUGUUAUGCAAAAGCAUACAACUAUUACUCCUAUUACUCAAGGAGUAAUACGAAAUGAUAUAUAAAAUCAGUAAAAAGAUUAUAG
This is a messenger RNA of Ipomoea nil (Japanese morning glory), 936 nucleotides long. RefSeq names its product probable LRR receptor-like serine/threonine-protein kinase At1g56140. The transcript has 5 exons. The record is from RefSeq and is a predicted model, not a curated record. Gene Ontology annotation, molecular function: ATP binding; protein kinase activity. Gene Ontology annotation, biological process: protein phosphorylation. The coding region runs from base 1 to 771 and encodes 256 amino acids. NCBI's taxonomy places the organism in Eukaryota, Viridiplantae, Streptophyta, Magnoliopsida, Solanales, Convolvulaceae.